AUGCAUCUAUAUGUUCGUAGUAUGGUUUCUCCUGUUUACCAGUUGCUCAGAAUCUACGAAGAAGAGGGUUACUUAAGUAUUCAACCGUGGCUACGGGUCACCUUGCUCACAAUUGACGACAGGGAUUUCAACCCAAACAUCAACAUCGAAUUUCGGAAUCAGGCAGCCGCACAGACCGAUUGCUUGCUCCAGUAUAAGGAAACCGCUUCAUACAUCGCGUUCAUGGAUCUUGACGACGUACUGAUUCCAAGAAUGGCAAGAAAUUAUCUGGACGAGUUUGCUCAUCUUUUCCAUUCAAUGCCAAAUGUUGCAUUCCUCGUGUUUCCUAUGGGGCUUCAGUUCCAUAUAUUCUGUCCGUUUUCAGCAAGGAAUUCGGGCAGCUUUUCACUGAGGGCGAUGCUCUCAACUAUUCAUUUUGAACAUGUCAGUGAAACUGGGAAAAUGGUUGCCGAUCCAUUGCAAGUGAAUCACACUUGGAUACAUUAUCCUAAGAAAAUCGCACGUGGAAAGGAUAGGUAUACUGUUCCAAAUCAUCUAAAUGCCAUCACUCAUCUUAAACAUAUGCAUUUGGUGGGUGGUGCUUAUACUUAUUUCAAGCCCGGUCCACCUUACUCAGGAACAGUUUACAUAAAGAAAUCUAGGAUUUCAGGUUACCAACCAGAUCAAAGGAAUAUCAAAUUCAGCAAACCGCCAGCAUUCAAACCUAAUACUCCAAGUCAGGUAACUGACGAACCGCUUCUUUCACUGCAAGAUAUCGACGAGAUUCAACUCGAUUUUGAAAGGAUGUCCAGAAAACCGGAAGUUGCAAAAAUCUUCCCAUCGCUGCCAAGAAUAUUUGUCUACCGCGAAGUGAUCGAUCAGUGUUUUGAGGACACCUAUUACAAAUACCACUAUUCAGGAAAUAUUGGACAGAUGAAAUGUCCUGGACCAGAUCGUUGUCUGGUAAGUACUGCUAACGGAUGA
This is a messenger RNA of Cooperia oncophora, 963 nucleotides long. NCBI's taxonomy places the organism in Eukaryota, Metazoa, Nematoda, Chromadorea, Rhabditida, Trichostrongylidae. The record is from the annotation of a GenBank genome assembly.